AAACGAGCGCACCCAGAGUCAGGCAGACCAUUUAAUCGACGAGGUGGGUUGUGCAGGGCGGGGUUUUAUUCCGAACCACCCAACUACUUGUGUGGCAACAUUGACAGCUAUCGUCUUCUAUUUCACUCGUCUAUCUUACCCAUUUAAACAUUUGACGGCGUCAGUCAUGGCUGCUACACAAUGUGUCACGAAGGUGGAACUAACUGUGACUUGUGAUCAUCUCCUGGAUAAAGAUAUCGGCUCCAAGUCCGACCCUCUGUGUGUGCUGCUGAUGAGCAGCAAGGAGGGCCAUUGGUAUGAGGUUGGUCGCACAGAGCAGGUCCAAAAUUGCCUAAGCCCCAAGUUUGCCAAGAAAUUUGUCGUGGACUACUACUUUGAGAUCGUGCAGAAGCUGCAGUUUGGCAUCUACGACAUUGACAACAAAACGGUGGACCUGAGUGACGAUGACUUCCUGGGACAGCUGGAGUGCACCAUGGGCCAGGUGGUGUCCAGCAGAAAGUUAACUAGACCGCUCAUCCUGAAGAACUCUACUCCAGCAGGGCGUGGCAGUAUCACGAUCAUGGCUGAAGAAAUAAAUGACAACAGAGUGGCCAAUUUUGAGGUGGAAGCUAGGAAACUGGAUAACAAGGAUUUCUUUGGAAAGUCUGACCCUUACUUGGAGUUUUACAAGCAGACAGAAACUGGGUGGCAGCUAGCUCACAGGACAGAGGUGGUGAACAACAACCUGAAUCCAACAUGGAAGCCCUUCCGUAUCCCGGUACAGUCGCUCUGUGGUGGAGACAUGGAGAAACCCAUAAAGGUGGAAUGUUACGACUACGACAACGACGGAUCACAUGACCUCAUCGGAUCCUGCGAGACCACGUUGAAACGCUUCCAGGAGGCGACUCGAUCCUCUCCGGCGGAGUUCGACUGCGUCAACAGCAAAAAGAAACAGAAGAAGAAGGGCUACAAAAACUCUGGCGUCAUCAGCGUGAAGCUUUGUGAGGUGAAGAAGGAGUACACCUUCUUGGAUUACAUCAUGGGAGGUUGUCAGCUCAACUUUACUGUCGCCAUCGACUUCACGGCGUCCAACGGUGACCCCCGAUCUCCGGAGUCACUCCACUACAUUAGCCCACAGGGGGUCAACCAGUACCUCACGGCCACAUGGUCCGUGGGCAACGUCAUCCAGGACUACGACAGUGACAAGAUGUUCCCUGCCUUUGGAUUUGGAGCUCAGGUUCCUCCCCAAUGGCAGGUUUCUCACCAGUUCCCUCUGAACUUCAACCCGUCUAACCCUUUCUGCUCCGGGGUGGCCGGGGUGGUGGAGGCCUACCGUGUGUGUCUGCCCCAGGUGAAGCUCUAUGGCCCCACCAACUUCUCCCCCGUCAUCAACCACGUGGCCUGCUUCGCCAAACAGGCCAUCCAGCAGACCACCGCAUCGCAAUACUUUGUGCUGCUCAUCAUCACCGACGGCGUGAUCACGGACAUGGACCAGACGCGCAACGCCAUCGUCAACGCCUCCCGCCUCCCCAUGUCCAUCAUCAUCAUCGGCGUGGGCGGAGCCGACUUCAGCGCCAUGGAGUUCCUGGACGGGGACGACGGGCGGCUGCGCUCUCAGACCGGCGAGUCGGCCAUGCGGGACAUCGUCCAGUUUGUCCCCUUCAGGGACUUCCAGAAUGCCCCGCCAGAGGCCCUGGCCCGGAGCGUGUUGGCUGAAGUCCCCGCGCAGGUGGUGGGCUUUUUCACCUCCACGGGCCUGAACCCACCCGCCGACAACAACAGCACCAACCCCACUCCGGCUCCCGUGGGGACGGUCUAAUGGUGCAUGAUGAGGGAGGGUUACAGGGGGAACUCGCCACUAGUCAACGUCCAGCACCUAAAGAAGUACCGUACGGACCGCAAGGUCCCUGAGUCAAACCUUCCCCUGACCCCAAGAGCGUGGCUCUAGAAGGGUAUCCGUACACACAUAACGUAGCUCGUUCUGCAAGCCUUCUGUGCCAAAUAUCGCCUGCCUGGCUCCCCUCUUGCCUGUGCACCAGUGAAAGUGACCAAGCACACUCUUACACUCCGCACUGAUGGAUAUGUUUGCUUUAGCCAAUCGGCAAAGGGAUUUUGCUCGCAUGCAUGUUUUAUCCAAUGUUAUCCCCUGUGUAUAUAUAGCAUUAUGUAUUCAACAUUUAUCUUUCACACAGCACAAUUUUCUAUUUUUUUAAUUGUUUAGUUUUUAAGAUUUUCUGUGUUCUGCGUCACAACUGUGCAUGUAUUAAACACCUGUAGGUCCAUAUAUUGUCUUAUAGUAUAUACAUGUGGGAGAUUGGUUCAUAGUCUAUGGGGAGUUUUGCAUAAAACACCUCAUUUUAUUAUUACCAAAGUAUUGUUUAGUGUGUUGUUUUUUUUACGUUAUUGGCCAAUUCUUUAACAUGUUUUGUAAUAUUCUGAGGCUUUUAUUGUUGCAGUGCCAUUUCUUUGCGUUCUUUGACAUGACUUCUCAGGAAUGUUUCAAUAAUCGCAAUCCAGGAAACUUAUGACAUAGUAUAAUUUCCAAAGAAGGGAGUAUCAUUUCCAGAGAAGAGUAGCCUCAAAGCAUCAUCAAGUCCAUUGUUGUUUAAAAUUCACUAUCCACUCCUUAACCCUAAUUCAACAUCAAGUGUAUUUCAUUGUUGAUCAUGCUUUUACAAUUGUAACUAAUGUGUAUCUCCUGCAUUAUCUUUCAUCGUUGACUGGAUUAUCAUGUUAUGAAAUGACACACCGGUUUAUAUUUACAUUGUAAUCAUUGAUGUUGAAAUAAAUGUAAGUAUCACACCAA
Molecule: messenger RNA, 2785 nt
Organism: Gadus macrocephalus (Pacific cod)
Lineage: Eukaryota; Metazoa; Chordata; Actinopteri; Gadiformes; Gadidae
Product: copine-3-like
Exons: 16
Coding region: 167-1798 (543 amino acids)
Biological process (GO): ERBB2 signaling pathway; cellular response to calcium ion
Cellular component (GO): plasma membrane
Molecular function (GO): receptor tyrosine kinase binding; calcium-dependent phospholipid binding
Source: RefSeq, a predicted model, not a curated record